Molecule: messenger RNA, 4646 nt
Organism: Rhineura floridana
Lineage: Eukaryota; Metazoa; Chordata; Lepidosauria; Squamata; Rhineuridae
Gene: GLRX2
Product: glutaredoxin 2
Exons: 4
Coding region: 334-720 (128 amino acids)
Source: RefSeq, a predicted model, not a curated record
GGAGAACUCGCCGAAAAUCACCUCGUCCCCUUUCACCACGAUCUCCUUCUUCUGCGUGUUGUAUUGGCGCAGCACGCUCAGGACGUCCGCCAUCGCCUCAGCCUGCCUACCUCGCUUGCUCGCUCCCUCGCUGGCCUCAAGACCGAGGUGCGCGCUCGCUCCGCUCCUCUCGCGGUCCUCGAGUCCGUCUCCCGCCCCUUCCCUUGCUCUCUGGCGCGCUCUUUUACUCCUUCGAGUCGACACCCACCUUACUCGCUGACAGACAGGCAAACAAACUGACCCAACCGACUGGCCCAGCCGCCACCGACGCCGCGCGCGAGAGAAAGCUAGAGAAUGGGAAACAGUAUGUGUGCUACCACAGAGUUACCUAACAUUGAGACUACUAACCAGAUACAGCAAACUAUCUCGGACAACUGUGUAGUGAUCUUCUCCAAAACAACAUGCUCCUACUGCAACAUGGCAAAGAAGUUAUUUGAAGAUAUGAAUGUGAAUUACACAGCCAUUGAAUUGGACAUGUAUGAAAACGGAAAUCAGUUUCAAGACAUUCUGCACCGAAUGACUGGUGGCAGGACAGUUCCAAGAAUAUUUAUCAACGGAACCUUUGUUGGAGGUGCAACAGACACACAGAGACUUCACCGGGAGGGCAAACUGCUCCCGUUAGUUCACCAGUGUCUAAUACAAAGAGGACAAAACUUGGAACAGCCAUGUAGUCUUCCUUAACUUCCUUGCUCCUGAUAGAAUAACAUUACUGAGGUUUAUUAGACUGUGUGCAUCGUCCUACGUCAGUACUAUUGAUGUGUUCAUAAUAUGUAGAAAAAUGCUUUGACUUUGAAAAGAGAUAAUUUAUUGAGACCUGGUAUAUCUUACAUUCACCAUGCAAUCUUAAACAUACUAUGUGCUGUUGAAAAUGUGGGCCUGAGUAAACAUGCAUAAAAUUGCACUGCAUGUCUUCAAAAAAAUUUGUAACCACAAGUUCUGUUUAGAUACUUAACCUCAGCUAUUUUCACAAUUCUAACCAUGUCUGCUCAGAAGUAAGUCAGAUUGAAUUCAGUAGGGUUUAUUGCCAGGUAAGUGGGGUCACCGUUGCACCCUGAAUUAAGUUGCACUUAGACCUCACUUAUUUCAAUGUGGAAAAGUUAUUAUUGAUUUAGUUUCUACACUUCAGUCUAGAUCCAACUGAGGAUUGUGCUGGCAUUUUCUGUGGCAGAUAAUUAUUUACGUUCAUGUAAGUGUUAAAAGUUAGAAAGGAGUUUGGUUACCAAACACUAAACAAAUGAAUUCACAAGCCAUUGGUAAAGUAUUAACUUUAGGAUACAUUAAUUGCUGGAAUAGCUAGCUUGGUGUACAUUAGAUUUAUUUUAAGAUGGAUGCCUCCUUUAUUCAGAUUGCAGUAGUAUUUCUAGCCCCUUGGAAGUAAGCUGUAGUUGGUAUUAAAUGCAGCAGUCCCUAUGCUCCAGCCCCUUCCCAAAGUUAUAACGAGAUUAAAUCAGAUCUACAGAAAUGCUCUACUUGUAUGAGCUACCAAUGGCACAGCUGGACCGGGGCCAAUGACAGAGAAGGAAACUCCUCCAAUCUAUGUCUGUUACUGAAAUGGGCCUGAACAUACAUCUUCUCUUUGUCUAAAGGCUGCUGUUGGCUGCAUUCAUGAUUUAUUAUGAAAUGAGCCUACCCCUUCCCUCACAUGCAUUGUGUACACCACCACCCUGAGCACACUUAGAAGAUGAGAAGCUUUUGUUUCCUCCAAUUAAACUGCAGCUCGUCUUGCCACUGAAACCUGACACACUGUGGUUUGAGAGAAGCCACCUUCAAACUAUGGUUGAAGUUAGCUAGUUUCAAGAACCAUAGAGAUUAAUCACAAGAUUUACACAUAAUGUCGAACUGUGAUUAACUGAAGUAAUUGGGAACUCCUUGUUAUGUCCAUGGCAGGGGGUUAGAGGAGUGUACAAGUCAGGCAGAAGCUAGGCUUAUACCUGUCAUGAUAUGCUGUGGUUUAGGGCAGAGGUAGGGAAUGUAUUUUGGGCUGGCAGGCCAAAGCCUUAUCUUCCCACCCUCGAAAGGCCAAGUUUAACAGGUGGGUGGGGUUGUACACCUGUCAAUCACAUGAUGUCAAGUUACACUGCCCUUCGAAGUCCCAGCUGCCAGGGCCUUAAAGUGCAGUGCAGGACUGUUUCAAAGCCCUUUUCCAAACAGCCCCACCUACUCUUUAAAUGAGCAGUUUUCUUGGGUUUAAAGAGCAGCGUGGGACUGUUGCAUAAGGGCUUUCAAACAGCUGGGCAUUAUACUUCGGCUACAUGUGCUUGUUCCUAGCAGGGGGAACAGGUGUGCACAGUCAAACUGAGCAGGAUUGAAUCCUCCACUCGCAAGCUAUUGAAAAGAUAAUGUGAUUCUGCUGGCCACUUGCAUCUGCUUUGCCAGAGCUUUCUGUAGGGGACAUGCUGGCAAAGCAGACACCAGCAGACUGAACCCUAUUCCAUCUGUCAGCUGAUGAACAGGUGCACAUGGUUUGGGGGAAUGGUCUUAGACCCCUGGAAUGGCUAAGAUUGGCCCGUGACUGAGGUUCCCCAUCCCUGGUGUAGGGUGAUAUUACUGUAUAGCCACUUUAUAGAAGCAGGAGAUCUAGGAAGCUAUUAAGGGAAUGAUAGCAGGGGUGGGAAGUAUAACACAUUAGCCUAUGUAAUAAGUGCUUUUCACUUUUUUGACAAUUUAAUUUUUGUGAAAGAUCAGGCCUUUGAUGUCUAGUUGGAAAUCUUCUUUCCCUCUCAUUGCCAGACCCUGAAGUGAUAUGACUUCAGCACAGGACCUUGAGUCAGAAGGACCCCACACUGCAGAAGGGCUGGCUUGCCAUAUUUUGAGUCAAAUAUAGUACACAUUACCAUCUAAAUAGUGGGUGAGUGGAGAAAUAAAGACCUUUUGCAGUAAGUGAAGUAAUAAUGCACAUUACUGUAGAAAGAGAGCGCUCACACUAUCUGAAAGAGCACCUGAUAGAUCAGAGAUCACGACUGUGAGGUUCUACAUCUCCCCUCCCCCACAUCUGUUUCAAUUGUAAGCUCCUUUGCAAUGUCACAAUGUUACUACUGCAAUAUGCUGGAGUUCCAAAAAAAGUGUAUGUUCUGUUCAGGAAAUGUAUAUUCAGGGCUUUUCAAGGUAGGUGGAAUAGGAUCUAGCUUGUCCUUCACCAGCAGAAAGAGAGACAAUUUCUGGUUAAAUGCAAGGGAAUCCCUCCCCCUCCCCCAAAUCCUGCAGAAAUUAAACUUGUAACUCGGAGAGGUUCUCAUUCAUCUUGCUUCCUGUUCUAGUUUUCUAUUGCCCAAGGAGAUUAGCAAAGUGUUACCAGAAGAUUGGGGGGGGGGAAGAGAUUAAAGAAAUGUACACAGGCUCAGUGGUACAGUCCAUUUUCCUUCACAUGUAGAUCUAGCCUAUGUUAGAUAUUGAAAGUUUUCAUAAUACACUUCUAGACUUCCACUGUACAAAACACUUGGUUUUUUCAGCUCGCUGUUGCAAUAGUGCUUAGCUAAUUGUAAUUUAUAAGCAUAAAAAUUAUAAAUGACACUUUACAGCAGGGGUGGCUAACCUGUGUCCCUCUAGCUGUUCUUGAACUACAACUCUUGUCAGCCCCAGCAAGCAUGGUCUGGCCAAGGACAAUGGGAUGUGUAGUUCAGCAACAUCUGGAUGGCCACAAGUGAAUCACCCAUUUUACAGUGUAGUUUUUUCUAAACUAAGUGUUUUUCUUGCUGCUUAAUGCACUUGCACUAAAUAAGAACUAAAUAUCAGAAUUUGCCAUUAAAUGUGUAUUUAAUACGUACAUCUCAUACUUGUAUAUUAGUAGAACUAAUUAUUUUUAUCCUGCUUUUCAAAUGUAUAUCAACCAGAAGACUCUGCCCUCAGGCUUACAAAGGCACACGAGGGGACUGAUGGGAUAUCAAUUCAACAAUGCCAGAAGAAACUUGUGUGUUGUAAAGCCAUGGUAGGAAACCUGAGGCCCUCCAGCUGUAGCUUGAGUACAAUUGGGCAUGGUGGUUGAGGCUGAUGCAAGUUAGAAUCUAAAAACAUCUGAAGGGCCACGGAUUCCCCACCCCUGUUGCAAACAGACACUUAUAUCUAGUUGGGGCCAGGCUGGUCUUCCCCUACUGGCGGUCUUGCUUGGAUAGUUUGCAAUAUGGGUGGCUAACCUGUGGUCAUCCAGAGAUGGCUGUAUUAUAGAUCUAUCAGCCUUGGCCUUUGAGCAUGCUGAUGGAAGUUGUAGCUCAGCAACAGGUGGAGAGCCACCCUGUUUACAAUAAGUGUCUUUAUUUGAGUGUCAGUUUUAAAGUCUUGUGUUUAUUAAAUAGAUGAAAGUAAGUUAAGGCACAGCAGGUUUCUCAAAUAAGCCUGAAGCUCCACAAAAUGGAGGUUUGUGUUGCUUCUCAAAAACAGUAAGAAAACUCUUAAAAAUAGGAACAGUGACGAGUGCUUAAAAACACUAUAGUGUGCAUCAGCAGUGGGGAACCUGUGGCCUGAUUAUACAGUUAUCAUACCUGACCAUUACUUAUGCUGUCUGUGACUGAUGAGUUGUUAUGAAUCCAUCAUCUUAAAGACCACUGGCUCCUUAUCCCUCAUAUGUAUGAUCAAUAAAACAAGGAUGCUGUAUUUAGUUUUAUUUAACAGAA